GCGGUUGAUAUACACACUACAACGCUUUUGACACAUGCCACACUAAUGUCAAACGUUGCAAAGUGACAGAACCAUUCAGAAUUACGAGUGUUUAUAUUCGAGUGAGGAUGUCGUGCAUAAUAAAAAAUUGCAAUUCAACAUACAAAAAUACUACAUUAUUCGGUAUCCCAGUCAACGAAGACGCCCGAACAAAAUGGAUAAAGGCGAUUGAGCACCACCAACCAUUCGAUGAUAGUGGAACGGGUGUACAGUUAGUGUGCGUCAAUCACUUUCAAGACAAUGAAAUCUUGCCUGGAAUUCGUAAAAGAAUAUCUCCAUCUGCAGUACCAAGCAUUUUUCCAGCCAAAGCUGAGAUUGCACCAGUAAAGACUGGUCAACACAUCCGGCCAAACAUAUUGAAACGGACAAUACCAUCAAUCGGCCCAGCGCCAAAGGUUAGAAAACUCGAUCAAUCUCCACAGAAGAAUGUGCCAAACGGCCCAAUUGAGAAUAGUUUGGUCGGAAAGAAGGUGAGGUUAAAUAUUGGAAGUCUGAGAACUAUGGCAUCAUUUGUCGGUGUCACCAAGGUGCCAAAUGCAAGCACAUCACUCGCAGCACCUGUACAACUUCCAGCACGAAUUUCAAACGGUACAAUUCAAACAAUGACACUAUCAAGUAGUCUAGGUCAAUUAUCACCGUUUGGGAAAAAAAUUCGAAUUAUUGUACCCAAGAAAAGUGUCCAUUCAAUUCCAAAAGUAUCGCCUGGUGUGCAGGACAGUGAAAAAUUCAACCCUUUGCAACCGAUUGCAGAUGAAACAUCUCCGGAAGAUAACAUUUUCGAACAGCCGAGUUCAAGUGAGCCCAUCGGACAACGACUGAAACUAGUUGACAUUGACAAACUUAAAGAAACACCAAUUUCAUCCGAAGCGGAAAACAAAUCGAACGUUUUAUAUACAACAAAUUGCUCGAAUGAAGUUUGUCUCAACAAAUUGUAUCUUGCCAACGGUAGAGUGACGAUUCUGGAAAAAACCAUUACAAAAUUGCGGCUUCACAAUGCAGUUUUGAAACGAGAACUUGCCAAGAAGUCAAACACAUCUGCAGGCAAUGCAUCUGCUGCAGCUAAAACGCCAACCAAAAUGAAUCAGCAAUCCAUUAUGAAAACAUGUUUUUUCAAAUGUGCAAAAUGUGCGGCAUCAUUUGAAAAACCGUUGGAGCUGAAUAAACAUAUACAUCACGUACACGUUCGAUUGGAAGAUAAUAAAUGCUAUAAUUGCGGAAAAAGGUUCGUUGGAACUGCACAAUUGGAGGCGCAUAUUCAUAAAGUGCAUAGGGAUAUAUUCGAAUGUAAAGUUUGUCAUCCAAUGCUGAAAUAUCUGCAAGAAUAUCAUAUAGCACACGAAACACACGCCAAGACUGUGGAUGCAGCUGCCAAGCCGCCUCAAGCGUUGAAUAAUUGCCCUGAAAUACCUCGUUUCGAAUGCUAUAUUUGCAAGGAUGAAAUAAACAGCAUUACUGCUCUACAAACACACAUGGAACAACAUGAAAAGAACCAAAAAUGCCAAAUCUGCAAAGCAAGUCUCACACUCAUCGAACUUAACAAUACUCAUUUGUGUGGCACGGAGAAGAGUAUUACAUGUGAAUAUUGUGAGGAGUCAUUUACAUCGACAAUGAAGCUGUUGGAACAUCUGAAAACACCGCACGAGAAAAAGAAAUUAUAUGGCUGCCAUAAGUGUUCCAAGUAUUUCCCUCAAUUGAAUUUGCGCCACUACCACAUGUUUCUACAUGAAAAUGAAGAAGGAAAAGACGAUGACGGCUCACUGAGAAGAUAUACGUGCAAAGUUUGCGACAAAGGAUUUGAUAACUACGAUCAUUUUUACAAACACCGAAAGUCUCACAGCAGUCCCACAAAAAAAACAAGAGAUCACCUUUGUGAAGAGUGUGGAAUGAGCUUCAUGACCGUACAAACUUUGAGAGCCCACAAGAUGUCCAGCAUUCAUUCGAAAGAACCAACGUUUCAGUGUUCCGAUUGCCCGCGAAAAUUCUACAACAAAAUACAUUUGCAUCGACAUGCUCAGAAACAUGAGAAUAUCAAAUACGUGUGUGAUAUUUGUAAUAGGGAACUUCGAUCAAAUAUGUCAUAUAAGAAGCACAUGAGAAGACAUAAUCGUACAGAGGCGGACAGACGGCAUGAAUGUCAAAUUUGCCACAUGAAAUUCUACGAACCGAAGGCCUUGACCAAACAUAAAUUAGUACACAACGGACACCGGGCUCAUUCAUGCCAGUACUGCGAUUGCUCGUAUAAAUACAAGGGCGACUUGAACAAACACCUUCGUAUACAUUUAGAUGGUAAAAUACAUCAAUGCACCAUGUGUGAUGAGAGUUUUUACUAUCCAGAGGAUUUGCAAGAACAUAUAUAUGACCAUUACAAAAAAGACAAGGCCAACCGAGCGGCGGAAGGAACGGCCGAAGGUAAUGCGGAGGCCGAUAGCAAGGAGGAGAAGAAUGACGAAAAAGAGAAAGACGAUGAAGAGAAUAAUGAUUGCGUCUCGAACAAUAUAUUGGUAUCAUCUGUUUCCCUUAAACCUAGUUUUAUACAUGAAAAUGUACAGCUUUGGAACUGAUCAUGGCCAAAUUCAAUGGAGAAUGGUGUCUUUCCAUGAAUAUUUACUGAUUUUCAUUACAUUUAAGAGCAUUCUAGGCACUCCGUUGAUCAAAUGAUCCAGUCGAUUUCGUGUGGUGUAUUUUGACACUGCACAAUACUUACAUUUCAAAUUUCACUAUGCCAAAAAAAAGUUUUGUUUUCUGUUAAACAAAUUCUAUUUCACAUCUAGCUCAUGUAGAUUACACAUUGGCUUCAUUGAACACUAUUUUUUAUAUGACAUCUGACUAUAAUAAAAGACUUUGAUAUUC
This is a messenger RNA of Sitodiplosis mosellana (orange wheat blossom midge), 2889 nucleotides long. RefSeq names its product zinc finger protein 91-like. The record is from RefSeq and is a predicted model, not a curated record. The coding region runs from base 108 to 2600 and encodes 830 amino acids. Lineage: Eukaryota; Metazoa; Arthropoda; Insecta; Diptera; Cecidomyiidae. The transcript is spliced from 11 exons.